This is a messenger RNA of Sabethes cyaneus, 4362 nucleotides long. Its product is annotated as adenylate cyclase type 6. Gene Ontology annotation, cellular component: plasma membrane. NCBI's taxonomy places the organism in Eukaryota, Metazoa, Arthropoda, Insecta, Diptera, Culicidae. The transcript has 17 exons. Gene Ontology annotation, molecular function: adenylate cyclase activity. The coding region runs from base 1 to 4362 and encodes 1453 amino acids. Gene Ontology annotation, biological process: cAMP biosynthetic process; adenylate cyclase-inhibiting G protein-coupled receptor signaling pathway; intracellular signal transduction. The record is from RefSeq and is a predicted model, not a curated record.
AUGACGUCACCUCUGCCCUUGCUCCGUUCGUUCUCGACCGAAAACCAAAACCGUGACUGGUGCAAGCGAUUCUCGCUCCGCGUUAACCGGAAGAACGCCGCCGAUGGAAGGCUGGACUUCGCUAACUUGCGCAAAAACAAAUUCGCUCGCCGCUGCUCGUCGCUGCGACAGCCCCCGCCGGAGCAGACGAACGUGACCCUCGAGUUGGAAAGCGCCUCGCCAGCCCAUUCGAUGCCGGUCGUACACGAGGUUAAUUCUCCCAAGAAGCCCAAGUGGGAGGUGAUUGAACACUUCAAGAGCACCGGCCGCGGCGGUCAGGAAUCGAUCAGCAGCAGUCUGAUUGCGGCGGGAGUGACGGCGUUCAAUUUAGACGACACCACAUCCAAUUACUCGGGAACGACGUCUCUGCGGAAGAAGAGCUUUCAAAUUUACGGCGCCGUCGCCCCAGAUGAGCUGGAGCCACUGAACAACAAUGGCGACCGCAAUGGCACCGGCAGCAUCGAUGGGGUGUGCGAUACAUCAUGGUGCUGGAGCCACAUCAAGUGUCUGUUUAAUGGAAUCAUUUGCUCCCACAAGUUCAAGAAUGUUCAGGUGGAGAUGCUGUAUCAGCGCUACUUCCUUCGGAUGAACCAGAGCAAUGCAGUGCACAUCGUGUGGCUCCUGUUAGGAUUAAUUUUCAUUUUAGCGUUAAUACAUCUGGUGUUUACCUUCAUCCUGCAGCAGUCACUGGAGAGUUGCCACGGGUUCGAUGGAAUCGAUGGGUGGAACUCAACAACGCCUUCGCCCUUGUCACCGGCGGCGGUUACGGAUCUUUCGGUACCGAGAUUAUCCGAACAACUGGCGGGACUGAUGGUUGCCGCUAAUGGCAGCCGGUCGAACGAAGGUGGACAACCGGAGGUUAUGGUCGGUACCCGCGGAGAAAAUGCCCCCGAUGCCAUUGUCAGUGAUACCGGUUGGUGGGACGGCGGCAGUGGUGACGGGACACGAAGUGAAAGUGAGAUUAGCCCUGGUAGUCGCAAAACCAGGAAGGUUCGUACAAGUGAAAAUUUUCUUGGGAAAUUAUUCUCCAUUGGUGCUGUGGAUUUACUCGACGGUGAAAUUGUCCGGCCUAACGAGGGUAAUGAUAAUGUUAACAAUACUGUAAUUAAUCACGAAGAUUCUUCGCUGGGGGUUCCCGUUCCGCAAGGUGACGUAUGGAAGAGACGGCGGAGAAGAAAACGGCGACGAAGUCGAUGGGAAAGCGAUAAUGAAGACAAUCCUGCAGCAGCAGCUGCAGCAGCAGCGGGGCAGUCCGACGAAGGGGAGAUAAUCACCGUGGAUGAAGAAAGCUUCCUUGCCGACGGCGGCGACGACGGCGGCUCUGAGAGUGGCUCCCCCGAUGAUGAUGAUGAUGAUGCAACCGUAGACGCAAACGGUAACGAUGGCAAUGUUACCGAACGGCGGCGGCUUUACUUUCCAAACAACCUGGCAACUCCACUGGAGCUGGAGCUGGAGCUGAAGAAUAGAACCGACUACGGUGCCGGCGAGGGAAACGACAGCCAGCCACCAGCGAGCCUAUGUAGUCGCGAUUACUUCACCCUGCUGAAGGACAACAUGACCCAGCUGAUCCUGAUAGGGGUCUGCGCCACGGUUUAUGCCCUGCUGCUGAUGUGUCUGUACAAGCAGCGGAUCAACGAAAUUUACCUGUUCCAGGUGUCGUACGUCGUUAUGGCGACUCUGCUGGCGCUAGACGUGUGCUUCAGCUUCACCACUUCUGCCAAAAAAUUCACCUCAUCCGGAGGCUGCACCGUGAUUGCGAUUUACAUCAUCUACACGAUGCUCCCGAUUCGGUUGCGGGAGGCGGUCGUGGGUGGCACUUUGCUGUCCCUGUCACACGUCCUGCUAACAUUCCACAUGAACGAUACCGACGAUCAUGAUGUGCUGUACGCCGACCUAAUUACGCUGGCCUGCACCAACGCCACCGGAAUUCUGCUGCACUGGCCGAAGGAGAAAUCCCAGCGAAACGCAUUCAUGGAAACGCGACAGUGUGUCGAAGCGCGGCUUCGAAUCCAGCGGGAAAAUCAAAAGCAAGAGCAACUGCUCCUGUCGGUGCUGCCACGGCACGUGGCAAUGGAAAUGAAGAACGACAUCGCCGGACAACCGCGCGAGGAAGCCCAAUUUCACAAGAUCUACAUCCAGCGGCACGAGAACGUUAGUAUCUUGUUUGCGGAUAUUUGCGGUUUCACCAGCCUGUCGGACCAAUGUACCGCCGAAGAGUUGGUUCGGUUGCUGAACGAACUGUUCGCGAGGUUCGAUCGACUGGCACAGGAGCAUCACUGUUUGCGCAUCAAACUGCUAGGCGAUUGCUACUAUUGUGUUUCCGGAUUGCCGGAAGCGAGACCCGACCACGCGAUGUGUGCUGUCGAGAUGGGCCUGGAUAUGAUUGAUGCGAUCGCGCUGGUGAGAGAGGUGAUGGCAGUAAAUGUGAACAUGCGAGUGGGUAUCCACACGGGGCGGGUGCACUGCGGUGUGCUGGGCUUACGGAAGUGGCAGUUCGAUGUGUGGUCUAAUGAUGUGACAUUGGCAAACUACAUGGAAAGUGGAGGUGUUCCCGGAAGGGUUCACAUCACGAAGGAAACACUGAACUCGUUGGGUGACCAUUAUGAGGUUGAAGAAGGGAAGGGAGCCGAAAGAAACAACUACCUGAAAGAUCAUCAAAUUCAAACUUAUCUGAUAGUUCCUAAGGAAUCAUACAGAGCGCAUACCAUGUCCAAGCAGUCAUCAUCCGUCAAUGGAAACAUUUCCAAGGAACUGCGGAUGAUGGGACACUGGUCUAAGAUGGGUUUCAACGAUAAGCAGGAACCGAAGAGUACCGAAGAGGAGGUUAACGAGUAUCUAAUUAAGGCGAUCGACGCCCGGUCGAUCGAUAGGCUUCGGCUGGAUCACUGUAAGCGUUUUCAUCUCACCUUCAUCAAGGAGGACAUCGAACGGAAGUACUGCCGCGAGCCGGAUCCGAUGCUGAAUGUGUACUUCUACUGCAGUAUUAUAAUAUUCUUCGGGAUCAUGUCGAUCCAGGUGCUAAUAUUCUCAAUGGACCAAUAUAGCUACUGGGUGUAUGGCUUCCUAACCAUCGCUCUACUAGUGUCUUGUGUUCCUGUCUUCUCGCGAGAAGAUACAAAUAUCUCCAAUUUCUUCCGUGUGAUAUCUCAGAAGAUCCACGGGCACCGGGAGGUUGCACAAGUGAUAUCGCUAUGCGUUGUUGUUACUGUGAUAUGUUUGUCUUACUACAAACUGACUUUCAUUUUCUACCUAUCGCUAUCAAAUGAAUAUUUUAUAGUACGGCCUAAUAACUGUAAAGAAUCUAAAAUUUUCAAUAUUCUUCUACUUCUAACCUUACUUGCCUUACUGACCUGUGCGGUCCAUCAGUUCAUUAAGAUUCUGUUCAAAAUCAUCCUACUGGUGGCAAUCCUGGUCUGUUAUGUAGCUUCCAUCGUCGUUUUAGCGCUUAUUUUCGACCGCCACUGUGAACCUUGGUUCCUGACCACCGAACGGUUUCUGAUCGAUGUGGCGUUUUUGGUGGUGUUUGUGAUUGGCCAAAUCAUGCACAGCCAGCAGACCGAAAUUACCCGCCGCUUGGAUUACAUCUGGAAGCUGCAGGCCACCGAGGAGAAGGAGGACAUGGAGCACCUGCAGGCGUACAACCGGAAGCUGCUGGCCAACAUCCUGCCGGUGCACGUGGCCGACCAUUUUCUGCGGCGGGAGAAAAACAUCGAGGAAAUCUACCACGAACAGUGCGACAAGGCGUGCGUGAUGUUCGCUUCCAUUCCAAACUUUUCCGAGUUUUACAUCGAACUAGAGGGUAACAACGAAGGGGUCGAGUGUCUGCGGCUGCUGAACGAAAUCAUCGUCGACUUCGACGAGCUGCUCGCCCAGGAACGGUUUCACCAUGUGGAGAAAAUUAAAACGACCGGAUCGACCUAUAUGGCCGCAUCCGGGCUAACGCUGGGCAGUUCCGAUACGGCCGAAUCGGGCCACGUGGUCGCCAUGUUGGACUACGCACUGGAAUUGUUUCAGAAAAUUACCGACGUCAAUGAGCAUUCCUUUAAUAAUUUUAGGAUGAGAAUAGGAAUUAACAUCGGUCCGGUGGUGGCUGGAGUGAUUGGGACGCGUAAACCGCAGUAUGACAUCUGGGGUAAUGCCGUAAAUGUGGCCUCCCGUAUGGAUUCGACCGGUGUGAUGGAUCACAUUCAGGUGACGGAGGAUAUAUUCGAAAUCGUCAAGGACAAAGGUUACAAUCUGACCUGCCGGGGGACGAUCAACGUAAAAGGCAAGGGAACAAUGGUUACCUAUUUGAUGCCAGGAAUUUCCAAAGAACCGAACUAA